UUAUGGUACAUUUAGUUGGUUAUUGGUCGUAGUUGUCCAAAAUUAAUAAAUUUAUAUGUAUUCUGAAAAGGAUUUUCAGAAUAUACAAGACCAAUUAUUAAUUUUGAAAGAGGAUAAUUAUAAACUGUUGGAUACAUGUAGGAAAUAUGAAAAUGAUAUUUCUAUUAUAAAACAAGAAUAUUUUUUAACAAAACAAGAAUCAGAAAAAUAUUUUAAAACUAUAGAGAAAAGCAGAAAAAUUAAAGAAAUAUCCUUGUUGUUGUCAGAUAAUGAAUCAUUACAUUUAAAAAUACAAAAUCAAGAAGAGGAGUUUAAAUUGCAAAAUGGAACUAUUAUGGCAGAAUUACAAUAUGUAUUACACCACAAUGAAAAAUUGCAGGAAGAAAAUAAAGCUUUGAUUGAACAAUGUUUGAAGCCAAACAAUUUGGAGGGUGAUAAUUCUAAUUCAGAUAUUGCUAAUGAAACUGCAUUGGCAACUGAAAGUAUUGAACACAUACCUAAUAUAGAACAAAUAAUAGAAAAAAUAAGGCUUAAGCUUGAUAUGCCCAAUGAAGAAAAUUUGGAAACAUUAGCAGAAUUGUCUACAAAUUUAAAAAAUAUAAUAUCCAUUGCUAAUUUAUCCAACACUAUUAAAGAACCCAGAAGUGAAACAAACAUCGAAUUAUCCAUACCAUUGAAUGACGAUUUUGUGAAAGAAAAUGAAAUUAAAAUAAAAACUCUAGAAUCUCAACGACACAAUCAAAUUCCGGAAUGUUAUCGUAACCUUGUAACCGUUUACAAAAAUAUAUUCGAAUGCUGGAAUCCUUGCUUGCAAGCUACCUCAAUAGGAAACAAACUAGACUAUUUGGAUGAAAGGAUACUAAAAUUAGCUAAUGUCUUACAUAUGGGGCUUCAACCCGAUAUCGAGCUACUUUUGAAAAAAUUGAAGUCAAGGGAAGAAUCUUUGAAUCAAUGCCUAGCCUCCAACCGAAAUUAUGAAUCACGAUUUGUGGAUUGUAAUCAAACCAUUUCGGAACUGACGCAAACAUUGGAUAAAACCGAGGCGGAACGCGAUAAAAGGACUAACGAAUUAGUUUCUCAGCUCGAUGGUUACAAGAAAAAUUAUAUUGAAGAGUGUUUAACGGCAACGGUAAUGGAGAAAAAUCUAAGAUCAUCCGAAGAUCGGGUGAAGGAAUUACAAAACGAUCUCCAAAAUUUGGGCAGCGAUUUGGAGGAAGCCUCUCGAAAUUUUGAAGCGGAAAUAAAGCAAAAGGAUGGUCUCGUUAAUAAUCUGAGAGAAGAAGUCAAAAAUCUGAAGGAGGAUAACGCAAAUUUGACGCGAGAUUUGAACGAAUUGAAGGAUGAUUAUAAGAUUUGCGAGAAAAAAUUGAAUUCCCAAUUGAAAGAUAUGAAACGUCAAUUCGUUAAUGAAAAGAAACGAGCCGAAAAAUUGCAAGAAUUUAUGUCAUCUUCCGCCACGACCUCUAAGUCGUUUCCUGCCAGUCCGCAAACUCAAAUCAGUUAUUUUGGCAAUCCUAAUAAUUUCGUUAAAAGCGUUUCACCCUCUUCCAUAGUGUCCAGGAAUGAGUCUUAUUGCAACAACGCAACCAAUACCAACUACAUCUCGGAUGAAGAUAAAAACGUGUCUUCUUGGAGCUUGGUGAGCAAUGGGACGAAUUUUGUAAAAAAUCACAAUUAUGGCUCUAAUUUUACCCCCAAUGACGAGAAUAAAGUCUCACUCAACGCGCAAAAAGCGACGAACAAUGUAGCAUCGACUUAUCAAAAUCAGUUAAACAUGUUGAAAGAAACGUGCAAUGGAACCGGGGAGAACGCUUUAUUGCAAGAACGGGUUAAAUAUUUGGAGGAAAGCGCGGCUGGCUUAGCAGAUGAUCUCAUGAGGAAAAAUGAAAUCAUCGAAAAAUAUGCAAUUAGCGAAAACAAUAAAGGGAUGCCUUUAUAUGCCGAAACUAAUUCCGAACAUUCGGUUGCCUCUAUGGAUCAACCACUCAAAAAGCUUUUAGCCCUCAAAUUCAAUAAUUUUAUCAACAACAAUUUGAAUAACUUGACGACUUCUUCUCAUUUUGCCAAUAAUGCCACGGGUAGUAACCCCAGUUACGAGGACCUCAUAAAUACAAAUAAAAGAUUGAAAAUCAUGUUGGAAGAAACGCUCACUAAAAAUAUUAUGAUCGAAAAAGAUUUAGAGGUCAUGUCCAAGGAAAUAUGUGUCAUAAAGAAUUUAACUUCCGCUCAAAAAGAUUUCGAUGGGCGCGAAAGUCCACCUGAGUGUCCAAAUGAAUACGAAAAUCACAUCGAAACACACACUUCUCUGAAUAUUUGCACAGAUUAAUCAAAUAAAACACGCUUGUCUGUUUAAUAUUUAAAUUUGAUUAUUAAAUCAUAUAAUAUGUGCACUUAACACUUAUAAGAUAUAUUUAACAGGUUUAUCUUAAUAUACUAAGCAUGGUGAACUAAGAAGUAGUAUUGCUAAAAAGCCCGAUUUUUCAAAACAAUCCGAUUAGGAUUUUAGCUAAAAUAUUAUAUAAGCAUCGAACAUCAUCUGCCAGCUAUAUGCAAAAUCUUUAAGCUUACAUAAUGUUAUUUUGUUUAAAAUCUUAAUUGGGUCGUUUUUUAAAUUGACCGAAUAUGGCUUUUAACAACUCUACUAUAAUGUAAAUGUUUGGAAACUGAAUACGACGAAAAAAAUUAUCUAAUAAUUUAAUUUAUUAAUAUAAAUAUACCUUGGAAUUAAUUUUAUCUUGUAAUUUAAAAUUAUUGCAAAAGAAAUCUCUGUUAUUAUUUUUUAUAUGCUUGGAUCGCUUCUAAAUUGAUUAUACCAUAUUGUUAUAAAACAGUCUUUAUGAAAAUAGAUAACUUUGAUACUACAAUUUUUUUUUUAAUUUUUAGAAAAUGUACAAUUUAUCAAAAUUAUUAUCAAAAAUUGCAGAUUUAAUUUAUUAUUUAAUUUAUACCAUCCAUCUACACUUUAUAUUUUAUUUAUUUAUUAAAAUAUUGAUCAUUUAUAAUGUAAAAGCUGCUUGAAUUUUUUUAAUAUGAAUUAUAUAAUAAAUUAUGCC
Messenger RNA from Gordionus sp. m RMFG-2023, 3053 nucleotides. Its product is annotated as GRIP1-associated protein 1-like. Gene Ontology annotation, cellular component: postsynaptic recycling endosome; glutamatergic synapse; extrinsic component of postsynaptic early endosome membrane. Lineage: Eukaryota; Metazoa; Nematomorpha; Gordioida; Chordodea; Parachordodidae. The transcript is spliced from 17 exons. Gene Ontology annotation, biological process: neurotransmitter receptor transport, endosome to postsynaptic membrane; regulation of recycling endosome localization within postsynapse; regulation of modification of synaptic structure. The coding region runs from base 56 to 2326 and encodes 756 amino acids. The record is from RefSeq and is a predicted model, not a curated record.